GACUUGAAUCAGUGACCUUCUUGCUGUGAGGUGAUUGUGCUACCCACUGUGCCACCGUGAUGCAUAAAUGAUUAUGUUUAUUAUUUUAAUGUAUUGUAUAUGACUAUUGCCCAGAUGCAUUACACCAGUGGGGAUAUCUCUACGAACAGUAUUAUAAUCUCUGAAGUGAGUAGGAAAGUCACAAACAGUCAUAAAGCGUUCAUAACACAGUAAGUUCCCCAAAUCAUCAAGUACAGAAAAUAAUCACUUGUAACAACAACUGCUGGCUGCUGGGAUUGACGUCAUUUUUGGAAGGCGCGUGCUGCUGGCUCUGACGUCACUCUCGGAACACGCGCGGGUUCUUUUAAACCGUAAUUUCUCUGUCGGAUUAUCAAACUUACAUUCCACUUUACUGCUGUUUACACUGUUUCCCAGCGCGCGAUGGCGAAGACGAUUGCGAGAACUGCGAGGUCCAUCGCGGCCCAGAUAAACGAGUGCUGCUCCUACAUCCACAGCAAAUACCAGCAGCUGCAGGCCUUCCGCCGACAAGUCAAACGGAGGACCAGACCCAAGCACUGGGACUGGAUAGAAGACUUCGAGCUCGAGCACGAGCUGCGCUUCCCCACCCGCGGGCCCCGGAGCCUGCUGAAGCUGCGGAACCUGCAGCACUUCCUGCGGGAAACCGAGCAGAACUGGUGGGACUUUCGGCCUCCGCGGGUGCCCGGGAGACCGCACCGCGUGUUGCGGAUAAACCUCCGGGACCGGCCGAUCAAAGCCCUGCUGAGCACCGAACUUUUCCCUCCGAAGCCCGUAGACCGCACCGAGAGACACUACUGCCGGAAACUGCUGCUGAUGGAGCGGCCGCUGGAGAUCAGCUUACCGGCAGACAUACUGGAGGAGAUCCGUGCGCUGGAGCAUCUGGAGGAGGAGCAGGGGCUACCGCCACACCUGCACUGCUCAUCCGGUCAGGAGGACUAUUAUUCCGCGGAUGAAGAGUGAACUUUAAUAAAGCACACUGUAAAAAGUUCAAGGGUGUUGUCCAUAGGAGUUAAUUUUAAAAAGUAUAUUUCUUCCAAUAAAUUGAUUACCUUUCCAUUUUGAAUUAAUUUAAGUUUUACAUAAGUAAAAAUUGCGAUUGUUUUUGUAACUUAUUAUUACCCAUCAAAAAUUUGUGUUUUACUGACCUUCAAAAUAAAUUGCUUCUACAAAACUCUAUUUAAGUGUUUAUAUCCAAAGUAAAACUUCACGACCCGCCCACAUGACGCAGAACGCAUGCAGAGCAACGACACCGUUGCUCAUACCUGUACCGGACCAGUUUCGACGUUCUGUGGAGUUUUUGAGGGCUUUAUACAACGUGCAACACAUAGAGAUGUCAGAAGCAUAAAUGACAUGAUGGCUAGGACAUAUAGCUGGGGGAGAAUGGAAGUGGUUGUCCAGAGCCCAGAUGUGCAAAAAUUAAAGAAAGAUGGCCUGCCCAGAAAAAUGAAGAAUUCUAAAGGUGUACUGGUGUUCCACAAGAAUCGGUUUUUAUGUCCCAGCUGGACAAAUAAACUCCAAAACUUCUUGACCUGUUUAGUGCGAAGGGUGCAGCGACUGGUGAAAACAUCAAUUGGAGUUAUUGGAACUGAUACAGGAUUCAAGUACCUCUGUGGUGCGGAAGAGAGACGUGGCUCUGAGAUGCCUCAUUGAAUACAUGGGAGAGAGUGGGCAAAAGCUGAUCUCUGACUACUAUGGAAAAACAGAGAACAGUGUCUAUGAAGACUUGAAAAUGCGCAAUAUGCAGAUAUAUGUCUGCCGUGUUCCAGAUGUGGUGGGCAUCAUCAUUGAGGGCAUCCCUGUGCUUACUCGUCUUGGAAACCACGCCAGGGCUAUGAACUUGCAGUAUCCACCACAACUCAGCAAAACAUUUCAGGUGUUUCAAAGACAUUUUGUGGGACUUGACACACUGCGUCCAAAGUCUUCCUCCUGAUUCAUGACACAAAAACUUCUGAGUUAGUUAAUUAGUUGCCGCUCAGAGGUUCUGUUUCUUUGCUUCAUCACUAUUGUUCAAUGGACAGUUUGACUUGGAACAAUGUGGUAGUCACGCACCGACUUCUUCAGUUUCUGGAUAGGUCUGCAGCAAAUAUGGGCAUUUGAUUUGCUUUUGUAUAUAUGGGGCAAAGUUUGUUUUGUUUUGUCAAAUGCUGAGAUCAGAGGCACUUUAUUUUUUUUAUUUCAAUGUUGUAGUACAUAUGAAAAUGUACUGUACUGUGCACUUAGGCUAGUCUGUUUAUGUAAAUUGCUCAGGUCAAGAUUCACUGUAUUUUAUUGUUAGUGUACAGAUUGCAUUUAAAGGUCUUCUAUGCUGCGCUUAAAGAUGAGGUUAGAAGUUUCUGUAAUUUUUAAUGUUUACAACAUUAACAAUAAAAUUGAUUAUAGAAACUUUUGAUUAGAAAUUGAUAAUAAGUGCACCCAGUUGUUGUGUAUGGCAAAUGUUAGAGUAAUAAACAUUUGACAAAUA
Danio rerio (zebrafish) is the source of this 2479-nucleotide messenger RNA. The record is from RefSeq and is a predicted model, not a curated record. NCBI's taxonomy places the organism in Eukaryota, Metazoa, Chordata, Actinopteri, Cypriniformes, Danionidae.